CUGAGGCUCUGAGCUGUAAUGCUCUCUCCUCAGUCAUUAAAGCCUGAGGGGGAAACUGAUGCACUGUCUGCAUCUCUGCAUGCUUAAGCCACCUCGCUGUAUUUAAUAUGAGAACGGGGGUAGAUCAGCACUUAGGGUGCAUUAAACAUUAUACUGCUGCCUUAUUGUUUAUGUUAGGCCAGUUCCCACAUUAGCUCAUACAUCUUGCAUGUUCUCUAAUGGCCGAGUUCGUUUCCUCCGUCGAGGUAGGAUUAACCAACACAUCAAAAACACUUUCUAAAAAUCUAUGUUUGUAAGUAAAGGAUAACUAGUUAGCUAGACGAUCAAUCACCACAGUUUAAAUCCUCUGACUCGUGUAAGGCAAAAUCAAGCAUAUUAGGGAAAAAUGAAGGCUAUUAUUUUGUAAAAUGUAUUUUAGUAGGCUGAUUUAUUGACGAUUGAGUACUAUUCUUCCAUAUACGCAACAUAGGAACUUGUUUGAUUUAUGACACACAAUUUUUAUCAAAAGAACACAAACAAUCACGCACUACGACAUCAAAUCUCCCUCUGAAAUACAGCUGUUACACUGCUCUUGUGGUGUGCAGCGGCCAAAUGUGUUUGGUUUUUUUGGAAAUUGCACCAUCCCAGUUCAUCAGUGCACCGUAGCUGUUUGACUCAGACAUUAAGUACAAGGCUAUUUACAUAAACCAUCGGCAGCAAUCAAAAUGCAUUUCUGGCCUGCCUUCUCUCCCUCUUCUUAAUAUUUAUCUCUCAACAAUUGAUUUGCCCUCCACCCCCCUUUCCUACUUGAACUGAGUCCAUUAUGUUGUGCAGAGUCAUCAGCUGUGAACUAUUCUCAAACACUUACAUUGUCCUCCGGCGGCACACAAUAAUACAACAUGGAAGCAUGAAAGGAGCAUUUUACAGAGGCUUCUUAUUGACCUCAAAGGUGUGCAGCUCAUCGUUCAGCACAGAUGUAACUGCCCUUUGCUUAACUACAGUGUCGUAAACAAAGCACCGGUUUAACAGUCACCGUUUUUUUUCGUCUUUAAGUGAAUCCUGCUGAGUUAUUGACUAUGUUGUGCGGCUGGUUGACGUAGGAGAAACAAGCAGCGCCACACAGGGCAGGGCCGGCUCCUUCUUUAUAAGUGCUGUUCAUAUCCUAGCCAUCAGCGGAUGUGGAUCAAUGCUUGGUUUUACAGCUUUGCAUCCUUGAAAUGACUGAGCAAAUACAGACUGUCAAUCAGGGACUAUUAGCAAAGAAAUUCCUUCAGUAGCAACCCCCUCCUGCCCCUACGAACCUCCAACACACACACUCAAACACACAGAUCAGGACAGAGAGGAGAUGGAGUGAGUGUGGGGUGGAGCCCCUGAGUUGAUGGAGUUGUUGGACAGAUCCUAAAAUGAACUAUCCAGGAGGUAAAACACCAGCUGUUGGAUUUUUUGGAAAGCUUUGGAUAAUUGAAGUCGAUUAACACUAUGAUUGUAAUUUUUCUGCACACAUGACAGACUUUUAAUCCAAACGAGGAUGCUCUGCAGGCAAAUGAGGAUUCUAUUUGUUGCUUUAUUGGUCAGUGGUUGAAGUCAGGGGUUUCUUUUAAGUGAUCCUGGACAAGAGCCCUGACGUGGCAGGAGGAAGUUGACAUCAAGUUUUUUUAAGAGGGCUUUUGCACAGGCGGUAUCUAAUGCAAGGCAACAAUGGGAAUGGAUGGCAUGGAAGUAAUUGCCAUUGCUGUUGUUAUCGGGCUGUUUUAUGUCGUGCUCAAACAGUUUGGAGUUUGGGAGCCCUUGUCACUCGAAGACAGCUGUGACGGAGAACUUGAACUCUCCAUGGUGCGUCACCAGCCCGAGGGCCUCGAUCAGCUCCAGGCCCAGACACAGUUCACCAGGAAGGAGCUCCAGUCGCUCUACAGAGGCUUUAAAAAUGAAUGUCCCAGUGGGCUGGUGGAUGAGGAAACGUUCAAAAGCAUUUACUCUCAGUUCUUCCCUCAAGGAGACGCAACCACGUAUGCACAUUUCUUGUUCCAAGCAUUUGAUAUGGACAGAAGUGGCUCCAUCCGGUUUGAGGACUUUGUGAUAGGACUGUCUGUGUUGCUAAGAGGCUCUGUCACAGAGAAACUUCGAUGGGCGUUCAACCUGUACGACAUCAACAAAGAUGGCUACGUUACAAAAGAGGAAAUGAUGGCAAUAAUGACGUCAAUUUAUGACAUGAUGGGCCGAUAUACCUUACCCAGUGUACGGGAUGAUUCUCCAUAUGAGCAUGUGGAGAGAUUCUUCCAGAAAAUGGAUCGGAACAGAGACGGCGUGGUGACUAUUGAUGAGUUCAUAGAAACCUGUCAAAAGGAUGAAAACAUUAUGGCUUCCAUGCAGCUCUUUGAGAACGUCAUCUAGUUUAGAGACGGGGAUCAGUAAAGCGCUUCCAGCUGCAAAUGAAAUAACUUCAUCCUUCCUGGAAAGGGUAAACCAGGUCAUGCAACAUAUUUGACUCAUUUUAACACACAGUGGAAACAACUAUUACUUUUCCCGUCCAACUGUUCUAUGCAGAGAAGUGUGCAGAAAUCACCACAAGCGUUUUUUUGCAUGACAAUUGUUUUUAUGUACAUGAAGGGAAUGUGAAAAAAGUCACCAUACCAGAUGAGCAUGAGUGAAUGCCCAACAAAGCAUGUGAUGCAAACUACAUUGAAGACAAACAAAAAGUAUAUUUAUGUUUGAGUUCUACAGAUUGUUGUGUCCUAAAUGUGACCCUGUCAUUGACAUGUUGAUGCAAAACCUGCUGAAAUAAAUAAACUACCUUCACAUUCUGAAA
Molecule: messenger RNA, 2785 nt
Organism: Gymnodraco acuticeps
Lineage: Eukaryota; Metazoa; Chordata; Actinopteri; Perciformes; Bathydraconidae
Product: calsenilin-like
Exons: 8
Coding region: 1678-2370 (230 amino acids)
Biological process (GO): negative regulation of transcription by RNA polymerase II; regulation of potassium ion transmembrane transport
Cellular component (GO): voltage-gated potassium channel complex; nucleus
Molecular function (GO): calcium ion binding; RNA polymerase II cis-regulatory region sequence-specific DNA binding; potassium channel regulator activity
Source: RefSeq, a predicted model, not a curated record